Messenger RNA from Amoebophrya sp. A25, 7718 nucleotides. The record is from the annotation of a GenBank genome assembly. NCBI's taxonomy places the organism in Eukaryota, Dinophyceae, Syndiniales, Amoebophryaceae.
CCUCUUGUCGGCCCACGAGAGCAUAAAAAGACAAGAGUCUGUCAAAAAAAGCAACAACUCGAAUAGAGAACUACUCGGACAGAAACAGUACGUCGGUAAGAUGAACCUCAUGAUCAAGCGUUUCGUCCUUCUCCUGGUGCCACUUAGUGAAAUAAAGUUCAGAACAAAGAGAGUGGCAAAAUGGUUCGCUACGAGAGAGAAGUCGGAGUACAAACGGAAAAUUCGAAAACACGGCACAAAAAUCUUGGUAAAUUGAAAAUAUUUAUUUAAACAUGCAUAUUCAAAAUAGAGUUGCAGCCGUCAUCUUCUUCGACAUAAAGAUUGCAACCAUCCAGACCCACCACUUUCUUCUGUAUCGCGACUGAGUAACUCUGUCGUAAGCAACCAAAAUCGCGAUUGAAACCACGAGGACUUUAGUGUGACCGUCCCCCUUAACCCACCGGGACCGGGUGGGGUGACAGAGAUAGUUCCCUCAAGAAGGGGCCAAAGUGCCCCCCAAGAAUUGUUAUUGCUAGACUUAAUACUUUUAUCUAUCACCUUAUUAUAAAGAUUUGACAUUAUAUGUAAGGAGGUUGGUGUACAACUAAAAACAUCCAAAAGAUGACGGAUGUUACGCAACAACGUAUCAUUCAGCGUUCUAAGACGCAGAAUGAGCUUCGGUCCCCAGUCUUUUCCGGGUCAGCCCCACCGAAGAACCCGGACAAGGAAACGGCUGAGUACUUCUUGUGGAGAAUUAUCUUGUUAUAUUCUUAGAUGAAGAGGAGUCCUCUUAGAUGUAUGGUUCUGGUAUUUGGUAGCCUGAAUUUGAUCACAAGGGUUCUCUUCUUGUUUUCCCUUAUGAUGGAACUCAGGUUCCCAAAUACCGGAGUCAUUCACUCGAGGACGGUCGUGAAGAGGAUGUUGCUGCAUAAUUGAUUCUAAAGACAUCAUGUUGAUCAUGUUCUUGAGUUAGUUAGGCGUGAACCUCACGACCUCCUGCUGCACCGGGAAGAGUCAGUGUACUAAUCUACCAUCUUGGAAAUGAAAAACUACAUCACAUAAAGAGAUGAAAGUAGCACAAGCACUCCUACAAGUUCAUUUUGAAGAAUUCCGACAUCAUAGAAAGCUUGUGACAAGUAUUCCUACGUCGGAAUUGAUGAAAAACUACAAGGUACCUUGCCUACUUAAAAUCGGCGACACAGAAAGUGCUCUUGGAUGAGCAAGCAAAGAUCGACACAACCGAUUACUACGAAGAGAACUCGUAUUACGCGAGAAUCGCAGCAGAUCCAAGGUUUUUAUGAGAAAAGGCCAAGGCCUCAAGCUAGUUCAUUUGACUAAAAAUCUGAACUUCGUAGUUCUCUUGGUAUUAGAAUGAAUGGCUCCGGUCUUUGGUAUAACCUGAAUUUGAUCACAAGGGUUCUCUUCUUGUUUCCCCUUAUGAUCAAAUUCAGGCUAUACCAAAGACCGGAGCCAUUGAACUUCGUCCUCUUUCCCUUUCUAACUCCCGACAAUUUCACGCUGUUUAUCAUCGUUUUGAAUGCAGCGUGGAUCGGGGUGGAUACGGAGAUCAACGACGCACCAGAUAUCACACGAUAUUCGACUGGCUCGGUGUUGAUCGAGAACUUCUUUAUGAACAAGAUGUGUCUACUUUAUUUUCAAUAGUUGUAUUUAGAAGUUUUUUGAAGUGCUAUUAUAAUGUACUUUAUUUUCACUAGUUCAUAGGCAUUCAGACGUGCCAGUACAUGCCCAUGGGCAUUUGCGACAAGAAUAGCAUAAUUUUGUUUCGGUGGUUUGCCAUCUCAUAGUACAGCACGUACGACUUCUAAUGCCGUACUGCCUCUAACACGUACGACUACAACCUCUUUGUCCUUCCUAGAAAUUGAUGAUAUUGAAGAAUGAAUUCAAUCACACUUUGCGACAACGUGGUCUGCGACCUACUCCCUUCCAGACGUUCCACUCAGGAGCAUUCCCUCGACCUUGGCCCAAGGAUGGAGGAGACUGAUUCUACUUGCAUCGUAAUUAAGUCCUAAGAACUUACACCUCAUGCUAGGUAAAUGAAUGAAUGAAUGAAUCCUCUAAUCCGUUCUGCUACUACUUCACAUUUGAAGUAAUAAUCCGCUUCAACGCAUUCAAGUACGCGUGCAACUGCAUCAAAGACUUUUGGUUUCGGUUCGAUUCGGUUUUGGUCCUCCUCAUGAUGAUCGAGACAUGGGUGAUGCCCGUCUUCUUCUCGUUAAGGCUUCGGUGUGGACUUAUUCAGUUUCAGAAGAAAGAACAAGUGACACUAGUACCAGAGGAUAAAAACAAUACAUCAGACAGUCACAGAUAUUACAGCCGUGUCAGUCUUCAGUGAUACUUGGAUGGGUCUGGUAUUUGGUUGGUAACCUGAUUUGGAUCAUGAAGAGGAAAACAAGAAGAGAAUCCUUGUGAUCAAAUUCAGGGUACCAAAUACAAGAACCAUAAAACACCAAGGAGAACGAUUUCGAUUUUCAUCACUUCACUUGUAGCUGAGUCUAACAAACACAGCAUUUUUGUAGCUGAGUCUUUUUAUCGCUUUGUUGAAGAAUUAUAGAAGGAUUUUGAUUUGUUUAAAUUGUGACGAGACAGCAGCCAGUCUCUGUUAGUUAGUAAGACUAACUUCCCAGCAGCAGUCCCCUGCUCGUGCUCCUCUAAUCUUCGGUGGCGGAGGAUUGUCAACGCUGGCCAUUUUGCGUUUGUUGCGUCUGGCAAGAUUGACGAGGAUGGUCAGGAUCAUGCGAUCAGUUCCGGAAUUGCUGACGCUGAUCAAAGGUGAAAAUAUCAUUUCAAAAACAGUUCUCCUUUGUGCAUGGCACCUACAGACUUUUUUAUAGUUUUUUAUUUUUGGAAGUAAAGAAGAUGAAUAACAAACUGAACUUGAAAUGUAGAUAGAACAUGUGGUAGAAAGAUGUACAACCUUCAUCGCAGGUAUGGUCAGAGCAACGAAGUCGGUGGCUUCUACGUUGGCGCUGUUGAUAAUAUUCCUAUACGUCUUCGGUCUCAUAUUCUCGAUGCAGUACAAGGUAGUCUAUGUCUAGUACUCAGAUUCUGCGUGCUCAAUUUGUAGUACUGCUCCUUGUUGUCACUUCUAUAUUAAUUUCUUCAGAAGAUCCAUCUGCAGACUCAAAUCUUCCUAGAACUUCACACCAUUCAGGACUACAUCAAGGAUGAGGAGGAUUUGGAGAUCUUUAAGAACAUUGGGGAGAGCAUGUUUGCCCUAUUUAUUGGUGGGACAUUGCUGGACGACUUGACGGACUUCACAAAUACGAUACGGCAUUCACCACUGCCACUGAUGCUCGUUGCUUGGUACAACAACUCUUUGCUGGUCCUUGCUGUUGAUGAUUUAAGCGUAAUAAAGAUGAGACGAUGAAGUACUAUCUCCACCUGUUCUAUCGAUUUACUUCAUUUUCCUGCUGCUGGUCCUCCUCGAAGGUGUCUUAUGCAUGCACGCUUACGAGUUAUUUUCCUGCUGCUAAACCUAAACUAGAACUACAACUGUAAUAAUAUGUAGUUCAUUCAAAUUCAUCCUCAUCGAUCCUUUAUUUGGUUGUACCCCUAACUCCUUUUGCUUUAUGUACGUACACCCAAUGAUCCCAAAUUCACGACCAGGUACCUCUUUGUCCUCCUUUCCUCGUUUACGGUAUUGAAUAUGCUCAUCGGUGUCUUGUGUGAAGUGGUUACACAGACAGCAGAAGCCGAACAGCAGAAGAUGGUCAUAAAUCAAGUGGGAAGCACAAUGGUCGAGGUCUUUGCAGAAGUGGAUAGCGAUAGGUCGGGACUGAUAUCGGAAUUAUGAGAACCAUAAAAAAUAUGAUGAAGAUGUUGACUAAAAACGAACUCCCAGGAUGAACUGGAUGUCGUAUCUGAACUGGUUGUCGUAUCUUCCUGCUUUUGAAGCUUUCUCUCUCUCCACACUCUAAGUUUCACCGAAUUCGAAGUGAUGAAACAGAAUGAUAAGGUGACAGCAGCACUAGAGCUGUUGGCGAUCCAGAAGUCUCAUCUGGUAGCACUGGCGGACAGCGUUUUCGGGUCACCUGGAGGCGAAGGUGCAUCAAGAGAAGUGUCUUUUACUGAUUAUGGUCAUGGUCUGUCGCUGAAGGUGCAUCUUCAACAGAAGUGUCUUUUACUGAUUAUGCUGGUCCUCACCCAAGUAAUAUGAGUACUCACCCAAGUAAUAGGUCUGUCUCUGUCAUCACUCAUCCAAGUAAGAGGAGUACGAGGACUUAGCUUGUCAAAUAAGAAUUAGACCAGGAUUUUCCUCGUUGCGCGACCUUGUUAUUUUUUCGUUUUUGGCUAGCCUAAGAAGGCCCAACUCUCUAUGGACCGACGUCGCCACUCCGCUAGCCUCGCAGUGGACCCGCUGAGCCGGAACCCCUCGUCUGGGAUGGCAACCAGUGGACUUUGCAGGCGUCCCCAGGGGAGCCGCCUCCCUUCGGAGGCUCUGGUCUGGGAGGCUCGGGAGGGGGUCAAAAGGGGGGGCAAAAAGGGCCCACUUUGACCCCCCAAACGAGGGGGUACAACAGGCAACACUUUUGGCCCCAAAAGUGUCGCCUGCUGUACCCCCCCAGGCCCCCUAAAGUGGGGUCGUUUUAAUGCCGAAAAAAGUGUCGACGUUUUAUUUUCAAAAAUGGGGUGCAAAAUGACCCCCAUUUUUGUCGCCUCUUUUUUUUCAAAAUGGACCCGUUUUGCGUACCCCUUGGUUGGCUCCGCAUUUUGGUCUAGGUUUGCCAUCAUUCAUGGCGGGCCGGAUCGCCUUGGGAGGUGCUCCGCUGUCGAUAUCGACGGCGCCGAAGGCCCAUGGUCGCGCAGCGUCCAAGGCGUAGGGGAGUUCGCCAGGCCUUGCCACUAGCGGCAUUUUUGAAAAAAAGUAAGGUUGUGCAACGAGAAAAAUCCUGGUCUAAAAGAAGUCGUCAGGGAGAUCUUAGGCAGAUCGAUGAGUAGACUCACAUCAUCAAGAGCGAGCACUUUCUUAGUAUUCUUUUCAGAGUUGUAGAACAAUUUUCAAGAAAAGCUAAGGAUCAUCAAUACUCAAGCGCCGUUACGCCUUGACCUUGCACCUCUGCUCUUCUUCUAAUGCUGAUUUCUCGAAAUGGCGAUACAUCUGCGACCGGAGAAUUUAGCGACGGUUCUGGAUUUAUGGUGCAAUUCAUACGCCACUCCAAGCUAAAAAAAACUGUCUCACUACUUUCUCCUCAUUUUCAGAGUCAUGAUGAUCGAUCCCAAGAACUACAACAGAGGUAGGAUCUUCAAACUUCUACUGGGAGUCGUGCAGAGCGGAUUUUCUUCUUCGCGGCAUGCCAUAUUUCACUACGUCUUGCAACAACUCCUUGAAAUAUCGUAACAGCAUCAUAACAAUCCAGCAACCUAUUUCUUAUUUGUUCACUAGUGCAAGUACAACUGCUAGAUGAAUCAUAGCAAUCCAACCGCAGCCAUUGAAUCAUAGCAAAAAUCCAACCGCGGCCAUUGAAUCAUAGCAAAAAUCCAACCGCAGCCAUCGCUUCAGCUUCUAAUAACGGUCAUCGAGUUGCGGAAUGUGAUGGGGGCAUACAAAAAACGGCUAGAAAACAAGAUCAUAGACGUCGAGUCCAGCAUAAUGCGAGAAGUCUAUAGGAAAGGUACUAAUUCUUCGAUGAUUGUAGAUAAUCAGAAUCGGAAUGGUUGACGACAUGAUGAUUGGAGAGGAGACUACAACAUGGUCGUAAUCCCUUUCACGAUUUCUUGAAGUCAUUGCUCAUUUUACUUUGUCUUCUCCUCUCCAACGAACAGCAACACGAUUAGUAAUCUCAAUACGUUGACCCCUCAGGUCUGAAGCAAAUGGAAGAGCAAGGUCCGAGUCUGACGGAGUACGAUGACUUAGAGGAGGUCAGACAACAAGCGGCUAGAGUUCAGCGCGUUUUGCUCAUGCUCGAUAAUGAUUAUUAAGGCUCAUACUCGAUAAUUAAAGCCAUACUCGAUAAUUAAAGCUAAUGACUACUAAGUUUAAGAAAGUGUAGCUUUCUUUAAGUAUAUUUAACACUAACGCGUUGCAACUUGUAUUUCUAUAUCUUCGCCCAAAACUGUGUCUUUCCUAGUUAGGUCGGCUCCAGGACAAACUAUUAAGGCUUCUUGUUCUUAGACUUAGCGUGGUGGAGGAUGGACGUGAACAAGAAACACUCAUUGCACUGGAUUUGGUACACUUCUAUGUAUACCCUCGGUACAACUGAAACUAGUGGUACCUGUAGCAGUGCCAGUAGCAGUAGCCUCUGUUAGUCUUCGCGUGACGUGCUUCUCAUUAUUCAUAAAUACAAGAAUAGGUUUCCGUUUCUCUUCCUUUUCCUUAGUAUCUUUCACCUCACCUGCUUUUUAGUCUUUUUUUCUAAUUCGUUUUUGAUAGUAAGUAGCUAGAUAGUGCGUGGUAUAUCUUUUCAAUUUCAUUUUCUGAAAGUCAAAACCUUCUCCUGCUCCUGACAGCUACUAGUAGUAAGUUCUCUUUCCCUUUUCUUUCACCUUCUCUAACCCCUCUACGCGACAAAGCGACAGUUGGACGAUUUGAAACGGGCAAAGGAGGAACACGCUUUAAUCCUCGGCAGGGGACGGCUAGCGCGCGGAAUUUAUCUCCUAAUCUCCUUGAUGGAGAAGAUCAGUCUGAAGAUCUUUGGACCCCCAGUCGAGAAAGAUAAAUUAUGCGUCUUUGUCUUUGGUGGAUUGUAUGUAUUUGUAAUUCAUUGUUCUAAACAAGUUGGACGAGAAGCGUGAAGUCCAUUUAUUUCUUAGUGGUUGGGUUGUUGUAGUUGUACUUGUUCUUUGGGUUCUACUCGUUGUUUACUAGCUCCUACUAGUGGGAGAAGAGUAUUUCUUACUUGUUGGUACGUGAUGUUCAUGUUGCUUAGCGGAAAGAGUCUACUUACACUCAUACUUUGUUCUUGAUAUUAGAACUGUUCAGUCCUUUUUCUUGGUUCUUGAUGUAUCGGAUUCAGGUCUAUUACUUAUUUUCACUUGCUACUUUAAGUAAGAGUAACCAAUUACUGCCUGUAAUUCUUGGCUCUUAUCUCCUGCUUACCAGUUAUUUUUACUUGCUACUCUCUCUAUCCGACUCGCUUUCUUCCUUGGUAAUCUAUCAGAUUUAUUAUGCACUUUAGAGACGGUCUCUAACAACCGGCAUGGAAGAGUAUGCGGAGCAAUUGCAGGAACGACAAGCAAAGAAGGGAGGCGAUGCGCCAGUUUAGUGUCUGGUAGAAGGGGAGGAAAAAGACGAUCCCAAUCAAGAAUUACAAUGUGUCCCGAGCUUAGAAGAAUUGAUGAACUAAUUCUAAUACCACUACUUCUACCACUAAUGCUACAGUUGUUGAUGAAGAUAAAGUUUGAGAGCAGAGAAGAAUUGGUGAACUUUUUAUCUACUAACACUACUUGGGAGCUUCGCAUUUACUAGAUUUAGUCUUGUCUCAUAUUGUCCUCUUCGACGAUUCUGAGGGACUCGAAUUCUAUAGACUGACAAGAUAUUGAAAUGUUGAUACGACAAGGAUGUCAUUAACAUUAUUCUUGAGCUCAUUUUUUCUCUCGCGCAAAAAUAAAUGUACAAGAACAAGAAGCAGCAGGUAGCACAUCCACAUCAUCAAGGACAAGGUGGCAUCUUUGAUGAAGAAUGCUACAUGACGAUUAGCUGUAGGCAUCGAUAGGUGUCGUCCAACCUUUCUGGCGGAUAGACCUGUGCGGGAUAGGGGGUAGUAGGCUGCAAAAGAGAU